GCUGGACGUUGCUGGCGAGCUGCACGCUGUGGCGGGCACAGGCCGCGCGUGGGCGUCGCGGACCUGGUCCGAGCGGCGUUGGGAAGAUGCUGACAUAAGCACGUUGGACUCGCUCAGAGCUUGCCGCCGCCUGGCUUGUUCACUUUGCCAUUGUGCUCCUGCCCUGCCUUACCUGUCUUACGGUCUGCCGGUCUAUCCUUCCUUAGCGGUCUUAGCGGUCUGGAUACCUGACGCUCACAAACAUGGCUUCACAACAAAUGGGCGUUAUGCCCCAGGAGAUGAUGCACAACCCACCGCAGCAAACACCACAACCUGUAAACUACUACUCGGACACGACUACGACCUCAAAUGACCUAUCAGGCGGCCUGCCUAUAAACCUGGACUCUCUGCGGGAUGGACCUCCAGGAAGCAAGCCGUUUUACCCCUACUCGACCCUUAUUCGGUAUGCGAUCAAGGGCUCCCCAAACCAGAAGCUGCUGUUGGAAGAUAUAUAUUAUGCGAUCGAGUCCAGAUUCCCCUACUUCCGAACCGCACCUCCGGGAUGGAAGAACUCUGUCCGACACAACCUCUCUCUCAACCCAUGCUUCGAGAAGGUCCCCAGACCUCUCACAGAUCGUGGGAAGGGCUCAUAUUGGACGGUCAACGAUAAUGUCGACCCUCGUACGGGUGUACAUCGUGUGCGCAAGAAGAAGGGCAAGAAUGCCAACAAGGGCUCGCCACCUCUCGAACAUCAGGAUAUCGACUACCAUCCAGAUGCAAGUGGAGCUCACUUCGACCCCAAUAGCCCGUAUGCUCCCCCUCCCCAAAUACCUCCCGGCGAUGCAGGCCCGAGCCGCCCACCUCCGUUUGCCGUGCCCCCGUAUCCCACAAUGCCCAGAUCUCCCUACAGCUACGACCCGGCGUUUCCCCCGGUUAUGCCGCCCCUCUUUCGCCCAGACGAACAGUUCGAGGUCGACGAAUCUGGUCAAGUCAUAUGGCACGCGCAGUGGCGGAAGGAGCUCGCGCAGCUGCAGCAGCUCACGGAGGAACAGGAGAAGCAGGGCGCGGACCAAGAGUGGUACCGCAUCAUGCUCUUCCGCGUACGGAGCGCGAUGAUUGCGCCGCCGCUGAACCCGGGCGAGCCCGUACCCAACAUGGCUGGGCCCCCACCGGGGCCUCCCCCACACGCGAUCCCGCCGCCGAACGCGGGCGACGUGCCCGUGCCGAUGCCGGAGCAGUAG
This is a messenger RNA of Trametes versicolor FP-101664 SS1, 1220 nucleotides long. RefSeq lists its product as uncharacterized. Gene Ontology annotation, cellular component: nucleus. The transcript has 5 exons. Gene Ontology annotation, biological process: regulation of transcription by RNA polymerase II. The coding region runs from base 243 to 1220 and encodes 325 amino acids. NCBI's taxonomy places the organism in Eukaryota, Fungi, Basidiomycota, Agaricomycetes, Polyporales, Polyporaceae. Gene Ontology annotation, molecular function: RNA polymerase II cis-regulatory region sequence-specific DNA binding; DNA-binding transcription factor activity, RNA polymerase II-specific. The record is from RefSeq and is a predicted model, not a curated record.